AAUGGGAUGACGGUGAAUCCUGCUGGUGUGCUGUGAAUGUGAAGCAGGACGCACUGGCAGUUUGUGUGCAGGAGAGAAAGCGAAUCGAUCCAGGGGCCCUGGAUUAGCAGGAUAAGGAGAGGAAAGGCCUCUGUGGUUUUGGCUGACUUUCGUCCCCAGAGGUGUGCAAAGCCCUGGAUCAAAAGAUUUCAAACUGACCUGGAGAGAAAGCAAAUAUAGCUGACAAAAUUAGGCAUAUAUCUCCAGCACGAUUUCAAGGGGUAAAGCCUGCCUUUCUGGACUUUAAGAAGACACGGACACAGAGACAUCCUCCAGGACUGGUAACAGCACAGUUCAGCCUUGCUCUUGCUGCGAAAGUUUCCCCACAACACUGCAGCAAUGAAUUUCCUCCGGCGGCGUCUCUCAGACAGUAGUUUCGUGGCAAAUCUGCCCAAUGGCUACAUGAUGGACUUGCAGCGCCCCGACAGCUCCACCAGCUCCCCGGUUUCUCCUGCCACGGAGAGAAAGCACCUGCAGCCACCCCAGCCCUCACACUCCUCCUCUGCCGGCAGCAGCAUCUUCAGCUCCAUCUCCAGCGCCAUGAAGCAAACCACGCAAGCGGCCGCGGGACUGAUGGAUCACUCGGCCGGGCCCGCACCGCCCGUGGCACAGAAACCCAAGAUCCUCCUGGUGAUCGAUGAUGCGCACACGGACUGGGCCAAAUAUUUCCAGGGGAAGAAGGUGAAUGGAGAAUUUGAAAUCCGAGUGGAACAGGCCGAGUUCUCCGAGUUGAACCUGGCUGCAUACGUCAUGGGUGGCUGCAUGGUGGACAUGCAGGUCAUGAGGAACGGCACCAAGGUGGUCAGGUCAUUCAAGCCAGAUUUUGUCCUGAUCCGGCAGCACGCCUACAGCAUGGCACUGGGGGAAGACUUCCGCAGCCUCAUCAUCGGCCUCCAGUACGGCGGCAUCCACACGGUCAACUCCCUCUACUCCAUCUACAACUUCUGCAGCAAGCCCUGGGUGUUCUCUCAGCUCAUUAAAAUCUUCAACUCGCUGGGCCCUGAGAAGUUCCCCCUGGUGGAGCAAACAUUCUUCCCAAGCCAUAAGCAGAUGCUCACAACUCCAAAUUUUCCUGUAGUGGUCAAGCUGGGACAUGCCCAUGCUGGAAUGGGGAAGGUCAAAGUUGAGAACCAGCACGACUUCCGGGACAUGGCCAGCAUAGUAGCCAUGGCUAAAACCUAUGCCACCACCGAGCCAUUCAUUGACUCCAAAUAUGACAUCCGAAUCCAGAAAAUUGGCAGCAACUACAAGGCUUACAUGAGGACUUCCAUCUCUGGAAACUGGAAGGCAAACACAGGUUCUGCGAUGCUAGAACAGAUUGCAAUGACAGAGAGGUACAGACUCUGGGCAGAUGCCUGCGCAGAAAUGUUUGGAGGUCUUGAUAUCUGCGCUGUCAAAGCUGUCCACAGCAAAGAUGGAAAAGACUAUAUCAUUGAGGUGAUGGACAGCUCAAUGCCCCUGAUUGGGGAGCACAUAGAAGAGGACAGACAACUUAUAGCUGAUCUGGUUGUUUCCAAAAUGACUCAGCUUGUCGUCACUGCUGGAUCUACGCCGUCACCACUGAGGCCUUGGCCUCCACAAGUUCAGCCUGUGUCAAUGAAAUCUCAGACUGGACCUCCACUUGGACAACUGUCACAACCACGGCCUCCUCCACAAGGUGGACCACGCCAGCCACAGGGAUCUCAGCCUCCACGAACAAACGCACCCCCACAGCAGCGGCUGUCUCCUCAAGGACAGCAGCCCCAGAGCCCCCAGUCCACUUCUCCUCAGCAGCAAAGGUCACCUGGAUCUCCACAGCAAGUCCGGUCAGCAACUGGGUCCUCUCCAGUCCAGGCCUCCAAGGCAGGCGCGUUCCCUCCACAGCAGCCGAGGCCUCCUGCCCAAGGCCGGGCUCCCAGCCAGCCGAGCCCCACAGAAAUGUCCAAGCAGCAAACCACCCCACACCCACACCUGAACAAAUCGCAGUCCCUGACAAACAGCUUCAGCAUAUCUGAGUCAUCUCAGCGAGGAAAUGCCACUGAAGAUGAAGCAAAAGCUGAGACCAUCCGCAACCUGAGGAAAUCAUUUGCUAGCCUGUUUUCUGAUUAACAGUCCUGCAGCUGGAUCUGUGCUUUUGUCAGCCCGCACUCUACAUUAAUGUCACACCUGAUGUCAUCCUGGAAUACACUCAGUGAACCCAGCAAUUUACAACUAACAGCUGGGUAAAAGGAAUUUAGAAAACUAUAGUUGUUUUAUUACAAAGAAAAUACUCAAAUAACGGUCUGAAAAGUGACUGUAUAAAAGUGUCACUAUUUCAUUGGGUUUUGUGCAUAAUCAGAAUCACAUCUGUUCAAAUGACUGAAGUGUAAAGCAAAUUUUACUCUUGCUAACCCCUGUGGAGUCAACACAGUUAUGACAGUGCAAACUGGGUUUUAUUUUGAUUUGUAUAUAGUCAAUACAAUUGUUAACUUCCAAUUACUGAAUUCUUGUUAAGGAUAAGCUAAAAAAAAUUAGGCUUCUUUUGGAAACACAUGUGCAAAGGCAGAGUCAAGAAUAAGUAUCCAUUGACCAACAAAGUGAGCAUGUCUGAGCAUCCAGUGAACUGUGGAAUUUCAUUAUACCAACUUCAUAAAAGGUCACUUUUUAGAGCAAAACUGCGUUGAAGAUAAAUACAGUACCAGGCAUCAGUAAGCACCAAAGAUCACACAAGCAGGUCAGCCAGAUGGACUGCUGCUUUGUUCCAGAUCACUCUGAUCACAGCAGAUAAAACAUCUCUGUUUCAUGCCUUGCAUUUAUGUCCCCUGCGUAUGAUUCCCAAGUUCUGAGAGAAAAAUGUCAUGUUCUAACCCUGUAGCCUUAGCUCAAAAAUAACCUAAGAAAUGGGUCUUCAACACAAAAAAAAAACAUCUUUCCCUGCCCCUGAAAGCACCAGAGUUCACAUUCACAGUUCACACAAAUUCCAGACAAAACCCAGCUAAACUCCAAGCACUUUGGUGACUUGGUCACAUCUGGCUGUCUAUGUCCCUCAGGAACAUGCUUAAUUAAUAGCAGAGCUGAUGAAGUGCACAUAGCUGUGUGCUGAGUGUUCCAUAAUACUGAAUGGACAGAGAGAUGGAGUGAAAUCCUGUCUCCUGCCUUGAAUUCCCACUGACUCUGCUGGGGUGAAUGCAAAAUGAAUGCAAGGUGACAAACUUGCAACAGAACUGGAAAACAGUACUUCACAAAUAAGAUGACCUGGGUUCUUCCUGAGACACCAAGCCACAGAAGGGCAUGUAUGGGAUUGUCCCAAGUGGGUAACAACCAGUAUUAGUUCCCCCCAAUCACUCACAAGAAUUAUUCUUCCAGAGAAGACAGAGAUGGAUCUUUGCUGGUGCACUUUUCCUCUAAGCCAGCAAUACUGAACAAAGCUGUGUCUGUGCACAUAUACUGGAACUGGGACAUGAUAAACCCCACAAAAGUUGUAUUCAUAAUUGAAAAACUCACCCUGGGUAAAUCUAUAUAUUUAUAGCUAUUUAUAUCCACUGAGAGCCUACCCUUGCACCCUGGGAAGUCUGUUUGGAACACACCUAAUGCAGGUCCCAGCCCUCAUCCCCCCUCCUCAGCUUUGAGGCUAGUCUUGGCUUUCUCCUUCCCUUAGCAAUGAUACUUAGGAAUACCCAGGAAUGUCAGUAAGUUAAAAAAGUAUUUGAGCCAAUGGCCCAGAUCCUUGCUGUCCCUUAAACAAGGAGAUCCCCAAAGCAGCAAAAGCAGCAGCUGCAUUUGCCAUCUUGGAUCUUAUGAUUCACUGGUGGGAAUAAAGCCAAACAAGGAAAUCCUUCCUGCAUAGCACCUGUAAUGAACAUCUAAUUCCAAUGAAGUCAUCUGGACCUUGUAUGACCUCCCCUGAGCAGGCCUUUGCACAUAUAAUGGCAAGUAACAGCAUAGCUUUUCCAGAUUGGAAGUCCCUCAAGAGACUCAUCUGGACCAAUGAUUUAUACCUCAAGUUCAGUAUUACAGAACCACCUUAUUCUCUGAUGGCUUGUUUUCUGUUUUGUUUUGUUUUCCUCAGUUCUGUGCUGUCCUUCAGGGUUUGAUAAGCAGUUUACAAUGUAGCAUCAUAAAUAUAUGUCAUCAUCUGAGCAAAAAAAAACCCAGUCCCUGCUGUUUUGCAGUCUGCAGGAGAAAUAAAAGAGUGAGAAAUGGCCUUGAGCAAACAGUGUCCCACUGGCAAGAGAAGCUGAUUAACAGGCUUCACUACAUGGAGACGAGGUAAAACAACCCUGGCAGGAGAGGACUUCCUUCUGUAACACUUCCCUCAGCAUGAUUUAUGCCUUUACCUACUAAAUGGUCACCAGAGAUGCAGACAGAAAUGAAAGUUUACUGCAAGAAUCAAUUGCAUUGUCCCCUGAAACUCCAUGAUUCCCUCACCAACACAGCAUACACAAAAAAGGAAUGGUGACUAGUACAACACAGCCCCAUAAAUCGACAGCAGUUUGUCAUUGAAAGUGCAACAGCUGGGUCAUUUGCUGAGGUUGCAUUUGAACACAGCAGGGCUGUCUUCUGACAGACCACAGAAACAGGAACAGUGACUCAACCUUUUCAUUUGUCUACAGCUCCUCAGCUGUCACUUUUCAAGGGACAAGCAGACAGAAUUGCAUCUCACUGCCUAGCUUUAAGUUGCAACAUCAAGUACAAGCAACAGGCACUCUCAGCUUAAUUUAAUUAGUCCAUAGAUCCUGAAAAAGCACCUUCAGUUCUAUUCAGAGAAGUGCUUUAAAGCACUGAGUUGAUUUCCAAAGUUAGAUUGACAAAAAUCUGUUGUGUUCUGUAACUGUCUCAACAGUACACUUCCAGUCUACAGCUAUGAAGCUCACAUACUAGAUGUAGCAGGAGAUUCACAAAUGCAUCAUCCUGUCUUCAAGUUACUGCCUUCAAUGCUGGCUUUCUACUCCAAAAUCCCUCUACUCUAGAAAACGAGAAGAGGGAAUACAAGGGGUAUUCUCCUUUUAUAUGAAUGGGAAAUUAAGAUAUACCCAAGAGGCAUUUAAGUACCUAAAGAUAACCACAGGGGCAUUAAGAAAACAACAGAAAAAUUGGUAAAGGGAAGAUACAUUUGAAUCACAGGGCACACAAGCUCCACAGCACAGCUUGGGAUCUUUCUCACACAAGAUGUGAAAAAGGAGCACCUGGUCAAGGAUUUUUUUUUGUCCUAUUUGCUUUAAUUUUCUUCACAUGGAAGCCAGGAAACAUGAGUAGGUUUGUGUAUUUGGGACUAGCCCAAGUAGCUGGGACACAGCUAUAACACUCAACCAUAUCCUCCAUCUGGAAAAUUAGUUUGCAUUUUGGUGUUUAGCUACAAACUGAAGAACACCUUGACUUUCUUGUCAUAGCCAGGCGUGGUAUUUCAAGAGGAGUGGAACACACAUUCCCAGGCAAGCUAAGGUCCGGAAGAACAGCAGUCCUACUUGUAAAUGCAGUGGUAUUUUACAGUCUUGCACCAAUCAGAAGCAGAUAUGUAAGACCCUACACCUUAUGUAUGGCUCAGUUGCUUCCUCUGGUUGGCUUGAAGUUUCAUGAGUAAGAUAAAACAAUACACAGAAAAGCCAAGGAUAAUAGCUCCUCAUUUCCAAGUGACGCAGUAACAACCUUUACAGUGCUAGAUACUAUGAAUAGUACAGGUAAGGAAUGCUCAUCUUAAGGCAUUUCACCUUUUGUGAUUUCUCUUUUAUCAUUUGCAACAGCAAUGACACACACACUUCACUUAGGAGCUGGCAAAUAAAGCAAGCAGCUAAUUUUCAAGUAUGUUCUCUGUUUUUUCCUCUAAUUUUAUACUGUUGGUCCUGAGAUAGUCACUUUAUAUCCUGUUUCAUGAAUAACAGGAACUCCUCUUUAAGGAACUUUACAGUUCAAGCUAAGUCAGGUUUCCUAAUCUUUGGCUCACACACACCACCUUUACUGCAAUGUGAUGGACAAUAAAAAAAGGAAGUAUUAUCUUCAGGUCAUUCAGCAGUGUAUGUGUAAAAGGGCCAAGUUCAUUACUUCAAAAACAAACAUUUCAAUGACAAAAUCCAGGAUAAAUCGAACCUCUGGCAUCAGCUUGGCAGAAGUACGACUACAUGGUUGUCUUCAUGCUCUCCCAGAGCAGCACACAGCUUGCCAGCAGGGCAAACCAUGUGACUUUCAUCAAGGCAUUGGCAAUGUGAGUACCACUGGCACCACAAAAAUUAACUUCCCAUACACAGUAUGUGAACACCGUUCCCAGAAAUAGCUUGGAAACAAUGGAAAAGGGUAAGUCACUAAAUAUUUUAUCAGUUAAAGCUCUGUAACCUUAUCUGAAUAUUAUCUAUGCAUUGCUGAAGCACUCAUCAUCACAAGAACAAAAUGGUGCAAGACCAAUACAGUGUAGAUUUCCCUUUUCCUUUUUAUAGUCAGUGGAAUAUAAAGAACUGCUGCAUACUCUAAGAGAUCUGACUAUACAUUUCACUGGUGAAAAUGCUUUUGGAACAAAGCUAUUCAACCACUGAAGGCAAAUGUUAAAAGUUAAGGCUAAUCUUGGUAGUGAAGUAAAACUAUCCCUGUGAAGCGGGAAAGGAAGAAAGAAACAAUACAACUUUUGACAGCAAAAUAAAGUAUUAUAUUUUACUUCCACUGGCAAAACUACCUGACCUUACUGAAGUCAGCUGAUUUUAUACAAAACAAGAAGAUGAACCACUGAAAUCUCACCUGAAAAAGCACAUAAGUAUUACUGAUUAAAUAGCUUGUAUUUAACAGGAAAUGUCAUUCCAUUUCCACAGCUGGAAUUUCAAAAAAGUUUUAGAAAAUAGUAUCAGUUGUCA
Messenger RNA from Parus major (Great Tit), 6833 nucleotides. RefSeq names its product synapsin III (gene SYN3). Gene Ontology annotation, cellular component: synaptic vesicle; synaptic vesicle membrane. Lineage: Eukaryota; Metazoa; Chordata; Aves; Passeriformes; Paridae. The record is from RefSeq and is a predicted model, not a curated record. Gene Ontology annotation, biological process: neurotransmitter secretion. Bases 379 to 2127 code for a protein of 582 amino acids. The transcript is spliced from 15 exons. Gene Ontology annotation, molecular function: ATP binding.